Molecule: messenger RNA, 5755 nt
Organism: Corythoichthys intestinalis (scribbled pipefish)
Lineage: Eukaryota; Metazoa; Chordata; Actinopteri; Syngnathiformes; Syngnathidae
Product: ETS-related transcription factor Elf-2-like
Exons: 9
Coding region: 335-1963 (542 amino acids)
Biological process (GO): cell differentiation; regulation of transcription by RNA polymerase II
Cellular component (GO): nucleus
Molecular function (GO): DNA-binding transcription factor activity, RNA polymerase II-specific; sequence-specific DNA binding
Source: RefSeq, a predicted model, not a curated record
GUCAUAGCGGUCGACGCUUUGACCCGCAGUUUCCGUGUAGCUUACGAUACUGCGCGCCGGAAAGCUACAUGAUAGCUUAGAAUCGACCCAAAUCAAAACAAAAGUAAGGCAUGAACACGACUUGAUCAUCAGGAUUCAAACUCGGUUUGAAGGAUCGUCAGCAAGGUGUUUUGAUAGUCACAGGACUUACAAAUUACUGUUUAGAAAAGUGCAAUUAGCCUUUUUUCCCCUCCACUUUUCUUAUUUGACCAGUCAAGUUAAGGCUAAGUCAGGCCCAGGUAGCAUUAGCUGUGGCGCGUCGUAUUUGUCUGCACAGAAAAGCAAGGAAUGAGUGAUGACUUCUGUGGUGGUGUCAGAUGGAGGAGGGAAUAUAGUGGAGUAUGUCACCAUGGUGGAGGAGCCUCAACAAUGUGAGCAGCAGCCUACAGAAGAGGAGGAGGAAGAUGACGAAGUCAUUCAGCAGGAGGUAGAGACAGUGAUUGUGGGAGAAGGUGAGGAGGAAGUCCUUCAGCAGGAGGUAGAGGCGGUGAUUGUGGAUGGUGGUCAUGAGGUGGAAGAGACGGGACCUGUAAUAGUCCAGGAGGGAGGCUGUCCUGCGGUGAUUGUGGAAGAGGUGGCCACUGCCCAAGUGGAGGAGUGUUACUCUGCACAGGUUCUAGUCUAUGACAACGAGACUUACCUGAUGCAGGAUGUGGCUGAAGAGCAGGAGGUUGUCACAGAGACUGUCGAGAUCUCAGGCCAGGACAUGGUGUGUUUUGAUAAAACAUUUGAAGCAGCUGAAGCUCUUCUCCAUAUGGAGUCCCCUGGAGGGUUGCAAGACCGCAACACGGCGGAAGACGUGAUGAUGGAGACUGUAGUGGAGGUUUCUACAGAGUGUGGACCCAUUGAGGAGGAGGAAUCCUUCCCUAUCCCGCCUGAUUGUGAACCUGUUUCUAAAAAGAAGAAAGGAGGCGGGCGUAAGACAAAGAUACACCAACCUACAUCCAAUGGUUCCUUUGAACUGGGGAUGAAGAAGAGACAAAGGGAAGGAAAAGGCAACACCACCUACCUGUGGGAGUUUUUGCUGGAGCUGUUGCAGGACAAGAACACUUGUCCUCGGUACAUUAAGUGGAUGCAGCGGGAAAAGGGCAUCUUCAAACUGGUAGACUCCAAGGCUGUCUCCAAACUUUGGGGAAAACACAAGAAUAAGCCCGAUAUGAAUUAUGAAACAAUGGGGCGAGCCCUGAGAUAUUAUUACCAACGUGGCAUCCUUGCAAAGGUGGAGGGUCAGAGGUUGGCUUACCAAUUCAAAGAUAUGCCAAAGAAUAUUCGGGUCAUUGAGGAUAAUGACGAAGGUGAAGACAGCGAGCAUAUGUUGUCCAGCCAGCAUGGUUCUGAAAUCCUGGGCAUCAACCCGACUGCUGCCUACCAACCUCAGCAGACCUAUGUCACAAUCAUCCCCAACAGCAGCACCGCCAGGCCCAUUCGUGCCAUGCCUGUGGUCAUGACCAACUCUCUUGGUCAAGUGACAUUAAACUCUUCCCCCAUCCUAACCACCACCCCAGGAGCGCCAGUUACGGUAGCUAGCGCGCCACAGAAAUUGGUCAUUCAGACCCUGCCCACCGUGCUCCCGUCUGGUUCCAAAGCAGGUGAGAAAAUAACAAUCAUCACAAUCCCGGCGAACCAGCUCGCCACGCUCAUGCAGGCAAAUCCGUCGGGCCAGGUGACCCAGCUGGUACAGGCCAAACCUGUCGCAACGCAAUUAGCUCAGACUGUCACAAAGCCCUCAACAACUUCUACAGUCCAUCUAGCGACUGGCACACCAGUGCCACAGCUCAUCCUAGCCAAACCGCAGGUCUCUGUACAUGUCCAAAGUCCCGCCCAGCUGAAGAAGUCGUCCGGCAGUCAGCCGCAAGCAGCACAAUCGGAGGCGCCGUCCCUCUCCAGUCAACCGGUAGCGGCCGACGAAAGCCCGGCUUCAUGAGAAGUCGAGCCUGAGCUAGAAUGAGCGACAGACUGUAAACGCUGCAGGAGCGCACUUACAUCCCUUCCCAUAGGCACGGGCUGCUCAUGGACAAUUGCAACCAUACAGAAAAUGAAUGAAAUUAUGAUGUGAAUAGACGAUGCUCACAGAGGAUGGGCAGCCUUAGAUUGCAAAUGAAUCAAGUGGCGUUUGCAAAAUUCUAUAAACGAAGACUGUAAAUGGAAAUGUACAAAGCAUUUUGAUACACAGGUAUGUUUCUUUUAGGUUGAGUUUGUUCUGUUGAUGUCAUCUUUGUUUCACAUGUUUAUUCUUGUCUGAAGACUUCUGCCUUUCCCCUGCACUAUUAAAAACAUUUUUUUUUUAAACUGCAAUUCAAAAGGGAGUUAAAAGAUGUCUAUAUCCAAAUAAAAAAGUUGGAUUUGUGCUCCAGGUUUAAAGUAUAAUCUAUUAUUUGUUGUACUUUAAUUUUACAAAAAAAAAGUGCUAUAAUGAGGAGGGGGGAAAAAAUCAUCUUUCACUUUGUCAUUACCGCUGCAAAAUGUCAGAAGAGAUUAUGUUCUUGGUGGGUUGUGCAGUAGAGGUUUUUGAUAUACAGUGGUAUGAAAAAGUAUCUAAACCUUUUGGAAUUUCUCAUAUUUCUGUAUGAAACCACCAUCAAAUGUGAUCUGAUCUUUGUCAAAAUCAAAAUUAUUAAUACAAUCUUUAUUAUUAUUAAAAUCACACAAUGUAAAAUCAGUUUAACUAAAACCACCCAAACAUAUAUAGGUUUUCAUAUUUUAAUGAGGAUAGCAUGCAAACAAUGAGUGAAGGGGGAAAAAAUAAGUGAACCCUCUGCCUAAGGAGACUAAAAGAGCAAUCGAAACCCAUUUUUACUUAACAUUUAAGUCAGGUGUGUGCCUAAUCACUGAUGAGUGGUUUCAUGCUUCCCUGCCCACUAUAAAACACACACCUGGUAAGAAUUGUCUUGCUGGGAAGCAUUGUCUGAUGUGCAUCAUGGCUCGGUCAAAAAGCUGGAGAACUGCGAUCAAGCAUUAGCCUAAAGCUGGGAAAGGUUACAAAACCAUCUCUAAAAGUCUGGAUGUUCAUUAAUCGACAGUCAGAGAAGUUUUCUACAAAUGGAGAGAGUUGGCACAGUUGCUUCUCUCCCAUGGAGUGGCCGUCCACCAAAGAUGCCAAGGGUUCAGCGCAGAAUACACAGAGGUAAAAAAGAAACCUACAGUGUCUGCUAAAGACUUGCCGAAAUCACUGGCGCAGUCCAAUAUCUCUGUGCACGCAUCAACUAUAUGUAAAACUAUGGCCAAGAAUGGUGUUCAUGGGAGGAUGUGAAGGAAGCCACUCCUGUCUAAAAAAAAAAAAAAAAAAUGUUGCUCGUUUGAUGUUCGCAGAAAGGCCCUUGGACACUUCACUGAAGUUUUGGCAAAAAUAUUUUGUGGACUGAUGUAACCAAAGUUGAAUUGUUUGGGAGUAAAACACAACGUCAUAUAUGGAAAAAUGUAACAGCCCACCAACAUCAACACCUCAUCCCUACCGUGAAGCAUGGUGGAGAGAGCGUCAAGAUUUGGUGCUGUUUUGUUACCUCAGGGCCUGGACAGCUUGCAAUCAUUAAUAGAAGAAUUGAUUCAAAAGUUUAUCAGGGUGUUUUGCAGGAAAACCUGAGGCCGUCGCUCACACUGUUGAAGCUAAAUAGAAGAUGGAUGCUGCAACAAGACAGUGAUCCAAAACACAGAUAUAGUUCAACUUCAGAAUGGUUUCAGAAGAACAAAAUUCACGUUUGGCCAAGUCAAAGCCCAGACUUGAACCCCAUUGAGAUGCUGUGGCAUGAACUAAAGACAGCGAUUCAUGCCAGACGUCCCAGCAAUCUGACUGAACUACAGCAGUUUUGUAGAGAAGAAUGGUACAAGAUUAGUCCUUAUCGAUGUGCCAGACUGAUCUUCAGCGACAGGAAGUCUCUGAUUGAAGUUAUUGCUGCCAAAGGGGGGCCACACUAUAUUAAAUGUGAUGGUUCACCUCCUUAUUUUUCCCCCUUUCUGUCAUAGUUUGCAUACUAUCCUCAUUAACCCUUUAUUGCCAAAUGUAUCACAUUUGUUACACCUAAAAUUUCAUGAUUUUGAUUCAGAAUUUUGACAUUUCUUUUUGGGAAAAAAAAUGGAUGCAAGUCAACGCAUGCAUCUGCAGGUUGCAUGGGGGGGACAGGAUUUAGCUAGGGUUAUAGAUAUUAGAGACUUAUUACACAUUCAUUUUAACUUUUUUUUUUUUUAUUACCAAUUUGGGGAAAAAAGGUUACAUUAGGACCUUAUUUUUCAAAUUUUGGGAUUCUUCAAUAAUUGCUUCAUGUUGCAGGUCUUUAAGGGUUAAAACAUGAAAACCUAUCAUGUUUGGGAGGUUUUAGUUAAAGCGGGCACUGUUUUUUCAUCUGUGUGAUUUUGACAAAGACCAAAUCACAUUUGAUGGCGAUUUUAUGCAGAAAUGUGAGAAAUUCCAGAAGGUUGAGAUACUUUUUCUAUACCACUGUAUAUCCCAAAGUUCUCAAAGGGGCACCAAUGGCACAAGUAAAUAUAAAUAAUGAAAAAAGUCAUUUUGAAUUGAACGGCUGCGCACCCACCAACAUUUUGAAAGUGUCAAGUUCAAAUGAGAACAAAAUGCCCUCUCAGAAAAAUGAAGACUACUUACGCCAGCACACUACGCAUCUUGGUCAAUAGUCCGUUUGAGUGAACUGACUCAUAAGAAGUAAGAUUUGUUUAAAAGAUCAACUCACCAAAUUGUUCCAAUGAUAUAUGUACACAUGCAUUUUUGAAUUUUUUUUUAAAUUUAACUUUAUUUUACAUCUUUUUCCGUGUGCUUUUUUUUUUUUUGUGGUUUGCCUCCAUAUAUUAGCUAUUUGAACAGAAAAAUGGAUGCUGUUGAAAGUCUCCGUAGGAUGAGACAAGUGUAUCAAUCACGGCGGACAAUUAGGUUCAAUGACUGACUGAAAAAGCUCUCAUUGGGUGAUUGGUAUGUGAAAAAGUCUUGCAGAAUGGAUCACUGGCUGACUGAAAGUAGCUUCGUUCGUUCAAUUAUUUGUUUAGUGCAUAAACAGGAAGUGACGUGGCGGAACAAAUAAAUGACUGACUGAAAAAGCUGUUUUGUUUAUUCAAUUAUGGUUUCAUCAGUGAACAAGAAGUGACAGCAAUAUUCUGUAGUUACCGUUUUUUCUGCACUAUUAGGCGGAUCAGAGUAUAAGACGCACCUUCAACGAAUGGCCUAUUUUAAAACUGUUUUUAUAUAGUAUAUUCGGCACAUCUCAUUAUAAGGCGCAGUAGUAGUAGUAGUAAUGGUUUGGGGUUGCAUUAUGGGUAGACUUGAUAGAGCUGCGCUAAAGGGAAUGCCAUGAGUAACCAAAGUGAGGGAAGAAAAAUAUUUAAAGGCAUUGAAACCGGAAAACAUGCCAAUUAACGCCAUAUCUACACCUCGCAGGGUUUUUUAACACAGAGGAUAGUACCCUAAUAAGUCCGGGAAAAAUACUUACGUCUACACCAGCGUGUUUGUAUUAAUAAAAAAAAGCUUCUACAGCCAAUCGGAUUCAUUCAUUUUAAAGUAAAUUCAUCACAAUGCGCGAAAAAUAUUUGUCCAUAAUACCUCAUCCUUUGCACGUGUUCUUCAAUAUGAAGCACUGCAAGAGUUUGUAAAUAAAUGGAAGCAAAAAACACCUACUGCAAUUUUCGCACUAUAAGGGUAUUUAUGUGACUAUAAGCCGAACCCACCAAAUUUGACACAAAAUGACAUUUGUUCAUAGAUAAGACGCACCGGACUAUU